Molecule: messenger RNA, 516 nt
Organism: Phytophthora nicotianae INRA-310
Lineage: Eukaryota; Oomycota; Peronosporomycetes; Peronosporales; Peronosporaceae
Exons: 1
Coding region: 19-438 (139 amino acids)
Source: RefSeq, a predicted model, not a curated record
GUCCUCGCAACUAUCGAAAUGGAGCUGUUUGCCGGGUUUAACGCCGAGGAGCUGGCGAUGAUGCAAGAGUUGCUGAGACUUUUGCUGGAAGAUGACGACGCGCUGACUCAGCAGCCGACGCCGCGUACGAGUGCUCGACAGGACAGCCAGGCUCUGUUUGAUGGACUAGCUGGUGGAAUGGCGGUGAAUGGUUUUGGUGACUAUCAGAGGGGAGUGGGCGCUCCGAACGGCAUGGCCUGGAAUGCGCCGCCGGCCAUGAUGGCCCCCACGCCUCAAUACGCUGUCAAAAUGUCUAGAACUCGCACGAGGAGCAACUUUGAAAGUGAGGACGAACCACUGCUCAAACGCGGACGCGUGGAUAUGGCACCGACGAUGCGAACGCAAAUGAACUAUGUUCCGGUCCCUGAUGGUUCGCGUGCGGGAUAUCCUUACUAUUAGAGCAGCUCUUUCGAGUUUUACACCGGUGUAGUGCGGAUCGAACGCACGACACGAGCUCGGAUGCAGAAGCAGACAGCU